AUGUCUGCGCUGCCGCCUCGCCGCUCGGCUCGGCUUGCUAAGAGCAAUACCGGGCCCGAGUUGCUCAUCGAGCCGGAGCUCACAAAAGAAAUUGGUCGUGCUGAGCCCGCCACCAGCGCAACUCCCAAGAAGAGAAUCCCCGUUGCGUCGCCUGCCACGCCUGCGACCUAUGCUUUGAAGCCCCCUAGCACCGAGAUGCACCCCAGCAAAUUCCACGCGACUACCGCAGAGCCCUCAUCCGCCCUCAGGCUGGGUUUCACAGAUAUCACCGCUGCUAGGAAGCGCGACAGCUCUCAUGGAGCUGGACUUCAAUCUACCCCCACCAAGGUUGGCGGUGUGCCAUCUUCCGCAUUCACUCUCCGUGUGCCCCAUGGGGGUGAUUAUCUGGGACUAGGGCCCGAAGCCCUGCGCGUCUUGGAGGGCCUCAAAGAGAAGGCUGCCGAGUACAAGGCCGACAUCGUUGCUCAACGGGCAAACGAGUCGACAUCUGCAUCAACCGACGCCAAGAGCCGCACAAUUGCUACGCCCAAAGGCAAAUCUGGAAGAUUUAGCGCGGCCCAUAUGGCGGAGUUCAAGAAAAUGGAUUCGAUUGAGGGACAUGCGUCCGCUUGGAGAGCACAAAAUGGAAGGUUCCAGCCUGUUAUCACACCAGGCGUGAAACGAUCACUGUCCAAGGCCAACCUCGACACUACGCAGACUGGCUUGAAGCGAACACCUUCAAAACUGGAAGCGGGAUCACAGUCCUCCGUCACAAGGAAGUUUGCAUCAGCAACGAAAAGCGCCAGCCAGCUCCCUUCCAAGAAGUUAGACUUCAAGGCUCGCGCUAGCGAAGAACAAAGCUCUGCCAAGGACGAGCAGCAUUCGCUUUCCUCCAAGAGAUUCAAGAAGAAUGCGGCAGAUGAUGCUUCGACAACCCGGCCGAUGGCACAAGAAAGCAUUUCAGUUUCUCGCCCAGCAUCUAGCGUCAAGAGGCCCGCUGCAUCCAGAAUCGCCCGACCCAGUCUUUCUCGCCUGAUGAGCCCAACCAAAUCAUCACUGGCGAAUGCGAUCAGCCCCAGAAAGUCUGAGAUGCCUGUUGCUGCAUUGUCACCAAAGCCAACAUUCAAGAGCCGAUUGGAGGCGCUCAAGGAAUCAAGGGGGCUCAAGCAGUCAACUGAAUCUAAGGAAUCAACUGAAUCCAAGGAGUUUAAGGGGCUUCAGGAAGUAGAGAAGCCCAAAGAAUUAAAGACGCUUGACGAAAUCAAGGCCCUCAAAGAGUCAAAAAUAACCGACGACACUGUCCCGAGUCAGCCUGACACGCCUCUGAGGCGAUCGGUGAUGAAGUCGGUAUUUGGAAGCAGCCUAUUUACGCCUAGAAGGCAGAGUGCCAUUCCACAGCCGGUCGUCACACCACCCCGAUUCUCCAAUUUGAAUGUCCAUCGUCUUGCUGCCACUCAACCCGUGAAGAAGGUGGUUAAGCAUGUGACGUUUACACCAGAAGUUACACGAACCAUUUUCGACCCGGAUUCUCUGACGCUUUACAAAACAAGUGCUAUUAAGAAGAUCUUAACACGUUCCGAAGCGAAGGAAGCCUUGGCAGAACAAGGUUCGGGAAGUAUUGCUUAUCCCGAUUUGUCCGCCUACAAAGAUCUCUUGGACGCGGAACCUGAGAGCGCAAAGUCUCCUACUCCUACUCCUUCAGUACCUGGUAAAUUCACCUUCCGAAGCGACCACACAAUCAAAUUUGGACAUCCAUCACCUAUUGGCUUUGGGGCCUCUCCUGGCCAGUCGAGCGUACGCCAAGUGCGUACUUCUAUCAAGCCCAUAUCGGAUAUGCCUGGCAGCUUUCCCGACCCAGUCUCGCCGAGCUCUCACCCGGAUAAAGAGAAUGCGGCGCCCUCGUCGCCAAAGGUACUUUUAGGCGUUCCACAUGGAAUGUCUAACAAGAAACGACAUCGUGCCGGCUCGGUCGAUGAAGACACUGAUAAGGAGGCUGCCGAUCGUGCUGGAAAGAAGGCCAAGAGUAGCCAUGUUCCGGAGGGCCAAGCUUUGUUAGCUCCUCGUUUGGCUUCAACUCCUUCUGUUAGUGCGAAGAAGCCUACGAUGACUCGAAGCGUUGGCAAGACUCCCGUCCGUCCCAUUCACCGAGCCGUUCACUCGGUAUCGCCCUCCAGGAAACGACCAACAUUGAGUAUGAGUCGCCUCAACAUGCUUGCCCAGCCUAAAAAUCGUGGUUAG
Trichoderma gamsii is the source of this 2217-nucleotide messenger RNA. RefSeq lists its product as hypothetical. The transcript is spliced from 2 exons. The coding region runs from base 1 to 2217 and encodes 738 amino acids. The record is from RefSeq and is a predicted model, not a curated record. NCBI's taxonomy places the organism in Eukaryota, Fungi, Ascomycota, Sordariomycetes, Hypocreales, Hypocreaceae.